ACGCCAAAUUACGUAUUUUUUUAUAUCUGUCAAUUUUUUACAUAUUUGUAACUUUUUAUUCCACGAAUAUCUUUGGAGAAUUUUACCCAAGGAUUUUUGAAGAUGCUUCCUCAAGAAGUGCCAGAGGAGGUGACUCCUGUAAAGAAAGGAGGACGAAAAAAGGACAAAAAAGCUGAUAAAAAGCGAAAACGAAUAGAGAGAAAAAAGCAAAGACAAAGAGAUGAGCUACUACGAGAACUAAAACUGAGCGACAUUACUCUUCGAAAACACGAAAAAGAAUGGAGGCAGUUAUUAAUAGGUAUAGAACUUCCCCACAUAAGAGACGAAUUAGAAUUUGCCUGGCACAACUUUGAACUGGUCAUUGAUAACAAAGAUUUUGCCAUAUCGUUGUUGAUGGACGAACUAAAACAAGCCGAAGAACAGUAUACUAUGAACUGCAACAAUCAUAUAGAACAUAUUGAUAAGUUGUUAGAUAUGUAUAAAGAGCGAAUGGAGGAACUACAGAGAGACUAUAAUAAAGAGAUAACCAAACUCGAGAAAGAAACUGAAAUUGAUGUUAACGAACUCUCCCAAAUAUUUACCGAAGACGAGAAUUAUUUGAAAACAAUAUUGUAUAUGUUGGAGAUGGCUAAAAAGGAACAAAAAGCUAAUAUCCGCGCUGACUACUUUAGUAGACUCGAAGAAGAAGAAACCAAAAAUACUCAAAUCAUUCAAAGACUGCGAGGCAUUUUAGAAACAGUUCAUUCUGGUAUUGAAGAAGAAACUGAUGACUUUUUAAAUAAGUAUUAUAUUCAAAUCCGAGAUCGUAAAAAGGAAUAUGAUAAACUCAGGGCUCAAGAUGAUGCGCUUCAAGAAUUACUCAGCUUUCAGCUAGAAAAGAUUAGAAAAAUGUACGAUUAUAUUAAGAGAUUAAAACAGGAUUUAAUAGACUGUGAAAAACUAUUGGGUAGAAGACUAAAAGACUUGGAAACUGAAUAUCAAUAUUUCCACAAUGCAUUCAACGUAUUGAAAAUGCAGCUUCAAAAAGAUCAGCAGAUAGACGCUAGUAAGAUGGAGAUUCUGACCGUUAGUCACAAUGAAACAAUGUCAGCUCUACAAAAAAUAAAAGAAAAGGGAGAACAUAUUCUUCAUGUUGCAGCAGUUUGCAGAAAAUUGGAAACCCAAGAAGAAAAGAUCCGGCCAUUUCCCUGUUAACUAUUUGAGACCAGAAAGAACGAAUUUAAGUCCCGAGGAUGAAAAUAUUGAAAUACUGGAUCUCUUCUGGCAGAGAGUUGGCCAAGCGGAAGCUUCUAGGUACUCGAUUAUUGAAGAACGAACAUUCUUAAAAAAAGAAAAUGAAAAUUCUUCAGAAAAAGCUGCACGAGUUUUGUCAAUGUUUGCAAUGUCCAGAGGGACAAACCAUCGACAACGAACAACUUAACUGGCCUCCUUAUAUUGGCCACAUAUCAAAAAAUGUGACAGAGGCUCAUCAAGAAAUGAAGAAAUAUCAACUACAAAAUUACCCGUUUGGUGGAAACUAAGUUUAUAAAUAUAUACCUACACUAUUUCUACAUUGUUUAAAUUUUCCCAUAGUAUUGUUCCCAGACAUUGUUAAAUGUAAAAAAAAAUUUUAUUUGAUGUAAUAAUUCAU
Diabrotica balteata is the source of this 1630-nucleotide messenger RNA. Lineage: Eukaryota; Metazoa; Arthropoda; Insecta; Coleoptera; Chrysomelidae. The record is from the annotation of a GenBank genome assembly.